AUGGUUGAUUCUGCACAGCAAAAGACGCUGGCGGCGUUCAAAAAAGAGGUCCAGGUGAUUGUGGACGACGUUGAGUACGACGAGCUGUUUGGGUAUCAACUGAGCAGAGGCGAGUUUUUCGAUGAAGAGGCUUAUGAGCAGCUGCUCAUUAAGCUUCUGACAGCGUACGACUGGGACCUCCAGGCUGCCGAAGACAGUCUGGAGAAGAUUCUGGAGUGGCGCAAGGAGUUUGACCCUUUGAGUGCUGCUUUUGUGGAGGACCAUGGGUCGAAAUACGACGACAUCGGAUUCAUCACGUACGACCCGAAUGGCAAGGCGUUGGAGAAGGUGGUGACAUGGAAUCUGUACGGCAAGGUGAAGAACGCCAAGGAGAUCUUUGGCACUGACGAAUCGGACACUGCGGGCCAAAACGCGUUCCUGCGAUGGAGGGUAGGCUUGAUGGAGCAAAGCGUGCAGCUCUUGGACUUCACAAGCCGCGAAAACGACUACAUGGUGCAAGUGCACGAUUACAAGGGAGUCUCGCUUUUCCAGAGAGAUGCGCAGGUGAAGAAGACCACCAAGAAGGUCAUUGAGGUGUUCAGAGACUUCUAUCCCGAGCUAUUGUCCAAGAAGUUCUUUGUGAACGUUCCAACGCUGAUGAUGUGGGUUUUCAACGUGAUCAAGCCUUUUGUGGCCGAGAAGACGCGCAACAAGUUUGUUGUGCUGAGCAAUGGCGCCGACCUAGCGAAACACUUGGACCCGAAAAUGUUGGGGGCAGAGUACGGCGGCCAGGUCAGCAAGGGCACCCAGAGCCUCAAGUUUCUGUUCAAAGAGAGCAAGACCAAGUACACUCCCUACACGGCGCAUCUCGUUGGUCGGCGGAUUGCGUCAGAAAUUGACUAG
Messenger RNA from Ogataea angusta, 882 nucleotides. RefSeq lists its product as uncharacterized. Bases 1 to 882 code for a protein of 293 amino acids. Gene Ontology annotation, cellular component: cortical endoplasmic reticulum; plasma membrane; cytosol. The transcript has a single exon. Gene Ontology annotation, molecular function: phosphatidylinositol transfer activity. Gene Ontology annotation, biological process: regulation of exocytosis; Golgi to plasma membrane protein transport. The record is from RefSeq and is a predicted model, not a curated record. NCBI's taxonomy places the organism in Eukaryota, Fungi, Ascomycota, Pichiomycetes, Pichiales, Pichiaceae.